AUGUCGUUCUUCAAAGCGCCAUCGUGGGCAAGGUCGCAAACCGUCAAGGCUGAAGAUCAUAGUGAGAGGAACAUCUUCAGCCAUUCCGACAACUUUCUAGACGUGCAAAAAGAACGACUCGAGCGCGAAGAGAAGCGCAAAGUAAGAGAAAGGGAGAAAGAAGAAAGGCGCAAAGCGAAACAAGAAGAGAAACAACGUCGCAGCAGCUCUGAGAAGCGGAAGAUCAAAGAAGAAGACCGCAAAGGCAGUCUGAAGAAGCGACGCAUCACCGCGGAAGACAGUGCGAGACUGCUGGCGGGUGCUGGGCUAGGAGGCUCCAUCACAAUCUCGGACUCGGAAGACGAUGCACAACAACAGCUGCAGAUGCGCCGAUCACCGCGGACAGCACGCACGAAAGAUGUCUUCAGCCCUGCGAAGCCGAGGAGUAGGAAUCUCGCGCCCGUCCAUACCAACGACGCAUCUGAGGAUGAAGUCGAGAUCACCGCAGUACCUCUGCGCCCAGCACGCGCGCAACCAGAACCAAAACCAGAACCAGAGGAGGAAGUUGAUUCGGAUCCUGAGAUUGCAGAGAUACAGCGCAAAGCACGAGCGAAGGCAAGGCUGAAAGAGCAAGCAAAGGCAGCGAAAUCAGCGACAGCUCAAGUUUCUGGGUCACUAGGCAACGAUGAAGCUGGUGACGGCAGUCCUUCAUCAACACCCCCACUUCACGACGCGACAAUUGAGCUACUGAUCGAGUCGCCAAUACCUGGAACAGCUCCGCUUAUAGCAUUUCGGAAGCUCUCCCAGUCACUACGCAUCGUCAGGAAACGGUACUGCGAGAAGCAAGGUUUCUCGGAAGAGUUCAGCAAGAAGGUGUGCCUGACACACAACGGCCGCAGAUACUAUGACAGUUCGACUGUGCAGCGUUUGGGUAUCAGUGCGGAUGCCAGUGGUAGGGUGUACCUGGAGAAUGAUCCUUCCUUUGACGGUGUGGAGAAAGUUGUGAUCACUGCCAUGACUGAAGACAUGUUCAAGCAGCUCAAACACGAAAGGGAACGCCAGGCCCUCGUCGAAGCUGGCGAGUACAUCGGCGAGCAAGAAGGCGCAAAGCCUAGCGCCGAGGAGGAAGAUGCACCAGCACCACGUCGUGCCAUCAAUCUGAUCGUCAAAGCCAAGAACAAAAAGGACUGGAAAGUGCAAGCCUUCAAUGACAUCGCCUUCCAGAAAAUCAUCAAACACGCAAAAAAAGCCUUUGGCUUCGCGCCCGACCAAGAAGUCUCCCUCGAAUUCGACGGCGAAUUACUCAACCCGGACGAUCUUGUGGGCAGUACCGACCUGGACGAUAUGGACCAGCUCGAGAUGCUCCUGGUGAAGUGA
Messenger RNA from Fulvia fulva, 1356 nucleotides. RefSeq lists its product as uncharacterized. The record is from RefSeq and is a predicted model, not a curated record. The transcript has 2 exons. The coding region runs from base 1 to 1356 and encodes 451 amino acids. Lineage: Eukaryota; Fungi; Ascomycota; Dothideomycetes; Mycosphaerellales; Mycosphaerellaceae.